CGAUGCUGAUGCUGGGCUGCAGCUCAGAGUCUGGUAGUUUCAGCAAUCUGCUUGAGGCAGGAAGCAGUGUGAACGCACCUGCAGAUGCCUUUGGUCAGUCUCCAGCUCACUUGGCUGCUUGUGGUGGUGAAGCUUUUUUCCUGCUUUGGCAACUGCAGACAGGAGCGAAUUUGAACCAACAGGAUUGCCUUGGAGAAGCCCCGAUUCAUAAAGCAGCAAAAGUUGGGAGUUUGGAAUGUCUUGCUCUCCUUGUUGCUGGCGAUGCCAAAAUCGACUUGUGCAACAACAGUGGACAAACAGCAGCAGACCUCGCACUGGCUUACGGCUUUCUGGAAUGUGCCAAGUUCCUGACAACAAUUCAGCACAUGCAGACCAUGAAACUGAGAGGACAGUUGGGCUGCUCACUCGGUGACAAACCCAGCUUGCUGGGAGAGGAGCCAGCUGCACAGAAGCAAGAAAGUGAAACCAGCAGAUCAAUAAGCAGGAAGAGGAGAAGAUCAGAUGGUGUGUAAUACUGUUGCUUUACUGCAAUUCAGAGUAUUUUUAUUUAUUUUUUUAAUGCUUUUAGCAUUUAAGUAAAUAAAUGGGGUGUUAGAUACAUAGCAUUUAGAAGCCUGCUAGUAUGGAUCAACUUGCAUAGGUAUUUAAGGUUAUGGUCUUAUUGAAGAUGGACAGCACCUGGGGAAAA
This is a messenger RNA of Mesitornis unicolor (brown roatelo), 688 nucleotides long. It is a transcript of the gene ANKRD37, whose product is annotated as ankyrin repeat domain 37. NCBI's taxonomy places the organism in Eukaryota, Metazoa, Chordata, Aves, Mesitornithiformes, Mesitornithidae. The record is from RefSeq and is a predicted model, not a curated record. Gene Ontology annotation, molecular function: protein binding. The transcript is spliced from 4 exons. Bases 3 to 512 code for a protein of 169 amino acids.